AUGAAAAAGUCAACCACAAUUGAUACAUUCUUUAAAAGAAAGAAUGUUGAAGUUUCAACAUCUGAAGUCUCGUCAAAUCCAUCAGUGGAUGUAGAUCAUAACAAUUCAAAAAAUCGCCCAACAAAAUCUUUAAGACUUGACAUUAAAGAAGGGUUUGAUAUUAAUUCAUUAGAGCGUGAUCCAGGAAUAUGCCCGCCAAUAUGGGAGUAUCCACCUGAGAAGUGUGAUGAAGUUCGUAGAGCUUACAUUAAGGCUGGUCCGUAUCAGAUUAUACUCUCUAGCUAUCAAAAAUCAGAAGAAGCUCAUUCACGUUCUUUUCAGCCAUCUUGGUUUAAGUUAUUUCCAUCUUGGUUUGAAUAUUCUCCUAAAGUGAGAGGAAAAAAUUGUGCAUUUUUAGCACAUAUCGGAGAAGAUAUAAAUUCACCUCAUAGAAAUGCUGAGAAAGAAGUUGCAGAUCUCAUGAACCAACCAACACAUAUUGGAAGAAGGUUUGCGAACUUCACAUCACAAGAAAUUGCUGACAAUAGACUUCGUUUGAAAACAUCAAUGGAGGGGAUUAGGUGGCUCGCAUUUCAAGCAUGCCCUUUUAGAGGUCACGAUGAAUCUAAAACUUCAAUUAAUCGGGGAAACUUUUUAGAGUUAUUGAGUUUCAUAACGUCCUACAAUGAUAAGGUAGCCGAAGUUUUGGAUAAAGCUCCACGAAAUGCCACAUAUACAUCACCAACAACGCAAAAAAAAGUUUUACAUGUCUUGGGAAAUAAAGUGAGAAACGCGAUUCGUGAAGAAAUUGGUGAUGUAAAGUUUUCAGUAACAGUUGAUGAAGCACGAGAUGAAUCUAAGAAAGAGCAAAUGUCAAUUGUUUUGAGAUUUGUUGAUAAAGAUGGUUAUGUGCAAGAACGUUUUUUCGGGCUUAUUCAUGUCAAAGACACUGCUGCUUUAACAUUAAAAGAAGGUAUUUUCUCUAUACUCUCUAAUUAUAGUCUUGAUGUUCAAUCUAUUCGUGGACAAGGUUAUGAUGGCGCAACAUUAGUUGCUGCAUCUAGAGAAGUUAUUCCUGUCCAUCAAUUUUUUACAAAGUUAAACUCCAUUGUUAAUAUUGUUGGUGCUUCAUGUAAGCGCAAUGACCAACUAAAAGAUGCUCAAGCGGCAAAUAUUGCUCAUUUACUUGAGAUUGAUGAACUAGAAAGUGGAAAAGGACUCAAUCAAAUUGGUUCUUUACAAAGGGCAGGUGAUACUCGUUGGAGUUCUCAUUUGAAAUCUAUUUCUAGUUUGAUAAAGAUGUUUAGUGCAACAUGUGAAGUUUUAUUGAAUAUUAUUGAAGAUGGCACUACUUUUGCUCAACGAGGAGAUGCAGAUGCAGCUUAUGAGUCAUUAACUUCUUUUGAAUUUGUUUUUAUUUUGCAUCUUAUGAAAAAAAAUCUAGAAAUUUCUAAUAUACUCUGUCAAGCGUUGCAACUUCAGUCUCAAGAUAUUUUAAAUGCAAUGCAUCUUGUUUCUUCUACUAAGACUCUCAUUCAGAAAUUGAGAGAAGAUGGAUGGGAUGAAUUAGUUGAUGAGGUGAAAUCUUUUUGUGAACUUGUUAAUAUACCUGUGCCAGAUUUUAAUGCUCAUUAUACUGCAAAAAGAGGAAGAAGUCGUGGUCAACAAGAUGCAAUUACAGUGGAGCAUUAUUACAGAGUUGAUCUUUUCAAUGCAGUGAUAGACUUUCAACUACAAGAAUUAAACAACAAAUUCAAUGAUAGCACAGUGGAGUUACUCAUUCUCAGUUCAGCUUUAGAUCCAAGAGAGAUACACACAUCAUUUAGAAUUGAUGACAUUUGCAAGUUGGUACAAAAAUUUUACCCAAAAGAUUUUACAGAAUACGAGAUGGUACAAUUAAGGACGCAAUUUGAACAUUUUGCUCAUAUACGAGAACUUUCUGAUUUUAAUAUUUUGGCAACCAUUUCUGAUUUAUGUCAGUGGUUGGUAAAAACUAGAAAAACAAAGAUUUUUCCAAUUAUGUAUAAAGUGAUAACUCUUAUUCUUACACUUCCAGUUUCUACAGCUACCACAGAACAGUCUUUUUCAGCUAUGAAUAUAGUAAAGACUACACUUCGCAACAAGAUGGAAGAUGAAUUUUUAAGUGAUUGUUUGCUCGUGUAUAUUGAAAGAGAAAUUGCCAAAAAAUUUAGUAUAGAUUCACUUAUCGAUGAUUUUCGUGAUAUGCAAGAAAGACGUUCUGUAUUUUAA
Cannabis sativa is the source of this 2229-nucleotide messenger RNA. RefSeq lists its product as uncharacterized. The transcript has 3 exons. Gene Ontology annotation, molecular function: protein dimerization activity. Lineage: Eukaryota; Viridiplantae; Streptophyta; Magnoliopsida; Rosales; Cannabaceae. The record is from RefSeq and is a predicted model, not a curated record. Bases 1 to 2229 code for a protein of 742 amino acids.